GCCGCAAUGAAACUCCAACUUUUGUCGCUCGUUUUCUACACGAAUCUCAUCAUUCCUGGCCACGCUCAUGGGCACAAUGCUGACGACUCAAGCCAACUCACGGUGAAGACGCUCACGGGAGCUUACACCGGCGUUUUAGAUCCUACAUUCCCCAAGACACGACGAUUUGGUUCCAUCCCGUUCGCUGAGCCGCCGAUUCAGGCACGCCGGUGGCUACCGCCACAGAAGCUUUCACCAUCCACUGAACAGCACGAUGCUUCCGAGCUGCCCCCAUCAUGCCCGCAGUUCUUGUCUUCAGUUCCGUCACUGUUGAGCACGUACUUCGCUGAGGGAGCUCUGAUCAACAACGGUGACCAGAACCACACAUCUGGGCUCGUUGGUGCAGCUACAUCCGAAGAUUGCCUCUACCUCGCUGUCUGGACGCCUGCGAAUGCGAGCUCACACUCGAAACUACCAGUUCUCGUUUUCCUGCCCGGCGGCGGUUUCUCAGCUGGCGGCGUCGAUUCUGGAUACUACAAUCCCGCAUCGUGGAUCGAACGUUCGCAGUCACAUAUCGUGAUUACUGUCAAUUACCGCGUCAACAUCUUCGGGUUCCCCAACGCACCAGGCCUGUCGGAUCAAAAUCUUGGUAUUCUGGAUCAGAGGAUGGCACUGGAAUGGGUGCGCGAUAACGUUGCGGCAUUUGGUGGUGAUUCGGAUAAGAUCACGCAGUGGGGUCAGUCUGCUGGUUCGAUGUCGACCGACAUACAUGCGCAUGCGUUCCCUGAAGAUCCAAUUGCUAGCGCAUAUUUUUUAAUGUCGGGCACCGCGUUCAGUGGGAGUGCGGUUGCGGAUACGACGUUUUCGAAUUUCACGUUUGUCGCGCAGCACUUUGGGUGCGAGCCUAGUGGAAGAAAUGGCAGCACAAGUGCACUUGAUUGCCUACGGAAAGUGCCAUUCGAAAACAUAACGAACUUCAUCGGGCAAUAUGGCGACAGUGGUUCGACUCCGGCCUUAUCUUUCCUACCAGUAGUGGACGAUCGUAUCAUCUUCUCCGACUACUAUGCCCGCGCCAACGCUGGCAAGGUCGCACGCCUGCCAGUCAUCCUCUCGAACACGGCCAACGAAGGCAGCUCGCUCGUCCCAUUCCCGGCUAACGAUCCAUCGUCAGGGUUCCCACAGGAAGUCAUUCUCGGUAUCGCGCUGGCAGGAUUUGUCUGUCCGACAUACAGUUCAACACUAGAGCGUAGCAAUCUCUCUGUACCAGUAUAUCGCUACCAGUACGCAGGGGUAUUCCCAAACCUCAAUCCGCUGGGAUGGACUGGGGCGUGGCAUGGCGAAGACAUCUCGCUGGUAUUCGGAACGUAUGACCUUGUCAAAGGAGUGGGUGAAGUUCCUCAGCUUGAGGUCGAAACUAGCCGGGCGAUGCAAGACCAUGUCCAUGCUUUCAUGAGGGAUCCCCUUCGUGGUCCCCAAAAACUGGGCUGGCAAGCUGUAGAUGCCAGGAACUCCCGGAAUGGGACUCUCAUCAGAUUCGGCACAGGCGGAAAAGCAAUUCAGUAUGUGAAUAGCUUCGAGGUGGAUCGUGUCUGUCAAGGACUAGGGGAGUAUGAUGCAUUUCCUUAAGGAGCCUGCCUCGAGCCAGCCUCCUUAGGUUCGAGAUAUUCGUGGUGAGCUGAAUGCAAAAGGCCGACGGUUUCUAGAUGAAUCGGUUCGCCAGAUGAUGUCGAUGCUUGUGUCAAUUUUCGGCUUCGUGAUGCUGCAAUGCUCGUCUAACGUCCUGAUGUUGCGCACUCUGUCCUGUG
Molecule: messenger RNA, 1784 nt
Organism: Paraphaeosphaeria sporulosa
Lineage: Eukaryota; Fungi; Ascomycota; Dothideomycetes; Pleosporales; Didymosphaeriaceae
Product: alpha/beta-hydrolase
Exons: 1
Coding region: 7-1605 (532 amino acids)
Source: RefSeq, a predicted model, not a curated record